Messenger RNA from Cucumis melo (muskmelon), 1555 nucleotides. RefSeq lists its product as uncharacterized. Gene Ontology annotation, molecular function: tRNA binding. The transcript is spliced from 12 exons. The record is from RefSeq and is a predicted model, not a curated record. The coding region runs from base 98 to 1282 and encodes 394 amino acids. NCBI's taxonomy places the organism in Eukaryota, Viridiplantae, Streptophyta, Magnoliopsida, Cucurbitales, Cucurbitaceae.
CACCCUUCAACAACUUUUCUGAAAACUCAAAAAACCCUAUCACUGGAUCAUCCAUUCUCUCUUACCGGACAAAAUUCUCUUCACUCAGAAGCCCCAAAUGGUCGCCAAUGGAGGUUCCGCUUUGGGUAGGAGGCACUUAGUAGCAUCAGCGCUGGCCAAACACUUCGCCUUAGAUCAUAAUGCAUUGAUUGGAGAAAAUGCGGAAUGCGAUUUUAGGACUUAUGUAUUAAACAUCUUGAAAACUUCAAGAAAUGGUGCCUCUGUGGAUGAUAAUGAUGAGGUGACAAAAUGGAUUACAUUUGCAGAUAGCUUUCCUGUAGAUUCCAAGGCAUGCUUUGACAUUCUCAAACAAUUAAAUGAAGAACUAGCUCCAAAGUCUGUACUUUUGGGUAAAGGAUUGAAGCCAUCUGAAGCUGAUGUACUUGUGUUUUCUGUACUACACCCUUAUGUGAUUGGCCUUUCAAACGCAGAGAUGGAAAAGUUGCCACAUGUUUUAAGAUGGAUGGAUUACAUCCAGAACAAACAGAACUUUGGGGAGUUAUUUCAAAAGAUACUGCUACAGAAAUGUGAAUUCGAUCCUCCAUUGCAGGGACACAAAGUUGUUGCCAACAAUGUUGAUGAAGAUUCAAAUGCCAAGAAGUCUUCGCAAAGCACCAAGGUUUCAGAAAAGCCUCAAGUGAACCCAGACACUAAGAAAACUGAUGUGGGGAAAAAAGAGAAGGAAAAAAAGGAAGCUGCACCAGAAAAGAAGAAACCAGUUGAGACUGAAACACCGGACAAAGAAAAGGAAGUUAGUGUUAGUUUGUUGAAUAUAAAAGUUGGCCUUAUUCGCAAAGCAUGGAAACAUCCAUCUGCUGACAGUUUGUUGGUUGAGGAGAUAGAUGUUGGCGAGGCGAAAGUGCGGCAGGUUGUGAGUGGUCUGGCAAAAUACUGUAGUCCAGAGGAGUUAACUAACCGCCAUGUUGUUCUUAUUACUAAUGUAAAACCUGGAAAGCUACGAGAUGUGAUGUCAGAGGGAUUGGUGUUAUGUGCAUCUAAUGAAGAUCACACCGUCGUGGAACCUUUGCUUCCUCCAAAAGGAGCCAAAAUUGGUGAACAAAUUUCAUUUUCUGGGGUUGAUGGAAAACCAGAAGAUGUUCUUAACCCCAAAAAGAAGCAACUGGAUAAGAUAACACCGCAUCUCUUCACCAACGAUAAGGGCGAGGCAACGUUCAAAGGUAUUCCUUUCAUGACAUCUGCAGGACCGUGCACAUCGUCUAUCUCCAAGGGAAGUAUCAAAUAAUAGAAGCAUACCCCAAUGAUAUAUAAUAUAGUAGAAGAGAAGGAACCCCUAACAUUGAAUGCUAUUUGGCAAACCAAAGAGAGUCAGUUUUGAAGACAUGAGGCAUGGGGUGACCAAAUUAAAAAGCAGCUUCUCAUUAUUUCAGGUAAUGUAAUGGUUAAUGGUUUUUCAUUGUCUUAAAAUUGACAUUUCAUGAUACUUCCAACAACACUCACGUUCUGUUAUGAUGUAAAAGGCUUUAAAUGUGUUGAACAUUUUUUUGUUUUAAAGAAA